UUCAAGGCUUAUGCUACAAGUGGUAGCUUUGGUCACGGGAUUAUAUUAUCAUCUAUCGUAAUUUAUAAGAAUCACACGGUUCCACUUCAUCAAACCAAAGUUUUGAAUAAUUAUUCCAAACAAAACAGUAAGCUAUCAUAUAAAUGGGUGGUAUAUUUAGUCUGUUUUCUCGACUCUUUGGAAGUAAAGAACGGAGAAUUCUCAUCUUAGGCUUAGAUGGAGCCGGAAAAACGACAAUUCUCUAUAGGUUACAAGUUGGUGAAGUGGUAACAACCAUUCCUACUAUUGGAUUCAAUGUAGAAACGGUUGUUCACAAAAAUCUUAAAUUUCAAGUAUGGGAUUUAGGUGGUCAAACUAGUAUUCGACCAUAUUGGCGUUGUUAUUAUGCGAAUACUGAUGCUAUUAUUUAUGUAGUGGAUAGUAUGGAUAAAGAUCGAGUUGGAAUUUCCAAACAAGAAUUAUUUUCUAUGCUUGAGGAGGAAGAGCUUCGUGGUGCUGUACUGGUAAUAUUGGCAAAUAAACAAGAUAUAUCUGGUUGUAUGACUAUCAGUGAAGUAGCACAAUCACUUGGCUUAGCUGCAAUUAAAAAUAGACGUUACCAAUUAUUUAAAACAUCUGCAUUAAAAGGUGAAGGAUUAGAAGAAGCCAUGGAUUGGUGAGUUUUAUUCAUUCGAUUAUAAAAUGAAUAAUCAAUUUUACUUUAAAUCUAUAUUCCUUAUGGUUACAUAGAGUGGUUAGGGUGUUUGACUCUUAACCACAAAGUCAUAUAUUUCAACCUUGCGCCUCACGUACUUGUCUUUGAAGAACUAGUUGGUAUCACCAGCCUUCGUACUUAGAGCGUAACUCGAAGCGAAUAAAAUGUAAUUGUACUUGGUAAAUAAGUAAACAGGAGAUGUAUACAGUAAGAUAUUAUUUGGCUGGUGAUGAAUUGAAUGGCCCACCUACUUAAAUUGGGUUUUGCGCUAGUUGUCACUUGUCAAGAGCAAGUUAAAUUUAUAAUCUUAUCGAAAUUAAUGCUCUAUAUAACAUUCAAACUUGGAUCAUUCAUUUUACAAGUUGAAGGUGUUACCAAUGAACUCUUCAAGUUUCGUUAUCUUUCUACAUGUGAUAAUGAGUGAGACUGCGCUCAUAUUUCAGGACUUGAGUCAGUCAGUCAGCUACAACGUA
This is a messenger RNA of Schistosoma rodhaini, 1167 nucleotides long. The record is from the annotation of a GenBank genome assembly. Lineage: Eukaryota; Metazoa; Platyhelminthes; Trematoda; Strigeidida; Schistosomatidae.